This is a messenger RNA of Helianthus annuus (common sunflower), 1890 nucleotides long. Its product is annotated as tryptophan decarboxylase TDC2. The coding region runs from base 34 to 1545 and encodes 503 amino acids. NCBI's taxonomy places the organism in Eukaryota, Viridiplantae, Streptophyta, Magnoliopsida, Asterales, Asteraceae. The record is from RefSeq and is a predicted model, not a curated record. The transcript has a single exon. Gene Ontology annotation, biological process: amino acid metabolic process. Gene Ontology annotation, molecular function: pyridoxal phosphate binding; carboxy-lyase activity.
CUUAAUCUUAACUUGAAAGUUGAAACCCACAAAAUGGGAAGCCCUCCUUCCAACUUCAUCACAACCCCAGAAUCUUUGGAUUCCAAACACUUCAACCAUCUUAACCCUGAAGACCUUCGAACCAAAGCCCACAAAGCAGUCGAUUUCAUCGCUGAUUACUACAAAAAUAUCGAAAGCUACCCCGUCGGUAGCCAAGCUCAGCCCGGUUACCUGAAAAACCGGCUACCAAAGACACCACCAGACACGCCUGAGUCGUUAGACACGAUUCUAAAAGACGUACAAAACGAUCUCAUCCCGGGUAUUACUCACUGGCUGAGUCCAAACUUCUACGGAUACUUUCCGGCUUCGGUGAGUUCAGCGGCCUUCAUUGGUGAAAUUUUGUGUACCGGUUUUAAUGCUAACGGGUUCAAGUGGGUUGGUUCACCGGCUGUGACGGAGCUUGAGAUGGUUGUGAUGGAUUGGCUCGGUGUUAUGCUUAAACUACCAAAAAGCUUCAUGUUUUCGGGCUCUGGAGGCGGCGUUGUGCAUUCGACAACAAGUGAGGCCAUUUUGAGCACCAUUGUUGCAGCUAGAGAUCGUGUUCUUAACGAAAUUGGUAUCGAAAAUAUCGGCAAAUUAGUCGUGUAUGGGUCUGAUCAAACUCACUCUACGUACAACAAAGCAUGCAAGAUAGCGGGUAUUCAUCCAUGCAACAUACGGUCUAUUCCAACAAGUGUGAAGGAUGAGUUUGCUCUGAAACCUGAUAGUCUCCGAAAAGUCAUAGAAGCUGACGUGGAAGAAGGGCGGGUCCCACUUUUUCUAUGCGUUACGGUUGGGACCACCUCCACGACUGCAGUGGAUCCUGUUAAAGACCUUGCUGAGGUGGCAAACAAGUAUAAUAUAUGGGUCCACGUGGACGGGGCAUAUGGCGGAAAUGCAUGCAUAUGCCCAGAGUAUCGACCUUUUCUUGAUGGAAUAGAAAUGGUCGACUCGCUGAGUUUGAGCCCGCAUAAGUGGCUACUCUGUUACGCGGAGUGUUGCUGCUUGUGGGUUAAAAACCCUAAUUUGAUUGUUAAUGCGCUUGGAACCAAUCCUGAGUACUUGAAAAACGAACAUAGCGAGUCAGGCUCGGUGGUGAGUUACAUGGAUUGGCAAGUGGGGACGUCGCGAAGGUUUAGGCCUCUACGUUUAUGGUUCGUCCUACGUAGUUAUGGCGUUGCAAACCUACAAAAUCACAUUCGUUCGGAUGUCCAAAUGGCGAUAACGUUCGAACGACUUGUGAAAUCAGACGUGAGGUUUGAGAUUGUUGUACCACGAAGGUUUUCCUUGGUGUGUUUUCGGUUAAAACAACUAAACGGGUUUGACUCCAGCUACACCGAGUCGUUGAACAAAAAGCUACUCGAGCGAGUCAACUCAACGGGCCGAGUUUAUCUGACUCACACCGUGGUUGCUGGGAUUUAUAUGCUGAGGUUUGUGGUUGGAGCCACACUCACAGAAGAAGGCCAUGUGAUUAAAGCUUGGGAGGUCAUAAAGGAGAUGGUCAAUACUAUCGUGAACGAGUUUUAAUUAUUGGAAAAUUACAAAAAUGUCAGUUGACUAACCAUGUUUUUGAAUUUGUCACGCUCCUGCGUCUGUGGAAGCUAGGACCUCUGAGCAUGGGAUGAGUCGGCGUAUCAUGUUGAAGAGUCCAUGUAUCACGCUCCUUCCGAAGAGUCCACCGACGCUUCGGAAGAGCACUGACGCUUCGGAAGAGUCUACUGACGCUUCGGAAGAGUCACCGACGCUUCGGAAGAGUCCAUCGACGCUUCGGAUGGACAUAGACUCUUCAACAUGAUACGCCGACUCAUCCCAUGCUCAGAGGCCCGUCCACGGACGCAGGAACGUGGCAAUUUUGAAAACACGGUUGAUCAA